GGGCAGAACAGAGACCCGCGGCUCGGACUACGUGUCCGCAAAGGGCAAAAAGGAGACCCAGUAAAGAGUCCGGAGUCCGUGGGGAUCCAGCGGAGAAAGGUCACGGGACUUCUUGAAAAGGGGCCCGGACUCGAACCUGGGACCUUAGACCUCCACAGACACUGCGUGAUACGUGUGGCCAUGCAGUCUCAGGUCAAACACUCAUAAGAGAAGCACAGCCACGGCUGGAGAGAUGGCUCAGGGGUUAAGAGUACUGGCUCCUCUUCCAGAAGUCCUGAGUUCAAUUCUCCACCACAUGGUGGCUCAGGACCAUCUGCAAUGGGAUCUGAUUCCCUCUUCUGGCAUGUAGACAGAGCCUCAUAUACGGAAGAGAUAAGUAAAUCUUUUUUAAAAAUAAAGAUAAGGGGUUGGGGAUUUGGCUCAGUAGUAGAGCACUUGCCUAGCAAGCGCAAGGCCCUGGGUUCGGUCCCCAGCUUCGAAAAAAAGAAAAAAAAAUAAACACAUUGGUGAUCUUUGAAAUCAGGAGGGAGAUGACUCCCUCACUUGUCUCUGACCUCCACAUGUGCACCAUGGCAUGGAUACUAAAUACAUAAACUAAAUAAGUAAAAUUUGAAAGAAAAAAAUAAGUUUACAUUUGCUGUUCAGGGAGUGCUGAUGGGUUUUUUUCCAAACCACACUUUCGCUUUCUGUUUUCCUUGCUGCACUUUUCGUCUGUGUUGGAGACCUCCCUUGCGGUUGCUUUUGUCUACAAAGAAUCCAUAGUGAGAACUUGGCCUGCUGCAGGUUUUGUAAUCCCAGCUACUCCCUCCAAAAGCCUCAGCAGGAGAAUUGCCAAACUGAUUUUCAGGUCCCCUUGGACAGUUUAGCAAGAUUCUGUCUCAAAGUAAACAGUGUUGAAUCUGAUCCCCAGUACUGCAUGAAUAACUUGUGUGUUUAUAAAUUCUUGUACUAGGUGUGGGGGCUGGAGGAUGAGAAGUUCUAGGUUAUCCCAAACCACAGAGUGGAAACUUAAAAAAAAAAAAAAAAGAAAGAAAGAAAAAGGAAGAAAUGUAUAUAAUCACCGCUGAGUGACUCCAUGCCUAUAAUCGUAGGACUUAAACAGCUAAGACAGGAGGGUUGACGUGAGUCCCUGGCCAGCCUUGACUCCAUGAGAAGCUAUCUGCUAUACAUAAAGGUUGAGAGAGGCUAUGGUGCCAGGGGUCAUUAUGCAUUAGUCUCUAGUGUGUAAGGCAUCAUGGGUCACCAGGUGGCCAGGCCGCAAAUGUCGGUAGUCUGUCUACAUUUGGGGAUGUCCAUAUUGGGAAUGUGUGGCCCUUUCGUCACUAGAGCCCUGUCAAAGAGUCUCGUGAUUAAUAAUAACCUGGUCCCUGUCAGAUGAAUACUUAGGGACAGAUUUCUGGAUCAGAGGGUUUGUAUGUCUGUCAUUUGGAGGAUGGUGACCAUGCAGUUCAGUGUCUAACACUUGUCAGGCUAUGAGACAUUCUGAGCCUCCGGUUUGGACCCUCUGGAGCUCCCCGCUGCCUUGGUCUUUGUGAUCCUCUGUGUGUCUCUCCAGCUCAUCCAUCCCUUGAAAAUGUCUUUGGUACGUGGGUGUCCCUUGUGCUCAGAACCAAAAGAGAGCCCUGGGAAAGAGAAGGAAUCCUCUAGGCACCAGGUAAAUUGCUCAAUGGGCAAAGUAUUUGCCACUCAAGUCUGAGGAGUCAAGUCUGGGUCCUCAGCGCCCACGUAAAGCUAGACACGUACCAUGUAACUGUAAUCCCAGUGGUCAUAGUGGGACAUGAGAAGUAGAAAUGGGGACUCCAGAGAAGUUUCCUGGCCAGCUAGCUUGGCUUGUAAAGCAUCAGAAAACAGGAAACUUUAUCUCAGUGUGGAAGGUUACUGCCAACACCUGAGUCCAGGCUCAGAUCUCCACAUGUGCUUGCAUGUAUAUGCACCCACUCACCCAUACACACACCCAUACACACACACACACACACACACACACACACACACACACACACACACACACACACACCACCGGGGUCGGGGGAGGAACACAGACACUCACUGGCCCUCCAGGAAAUGCAGAGCAGGGGCCUUGAGGUGGGACGUGACUGGGCAGGGCUUGUAUCUCAGUUUUCAGAUCUGGGAGAAGACACUGGGUCAAAGGGGAGUGGCUGUCAGUUUUGAACCUUAUCCCCACAGUCUCUUUUUUGCUAGCUGUUUACUUUAUCGCAAAACUUGUAUUUCUUCUUCACUGGAAAAUCUGUUACACAUUAUGCAAUCUUAAAUUUCUUGUUGGUUAGCUUUUUUGAGGCAAGGUCACUAUGCAGUCCUGCCCGGCCUCCAACUCUUGGCACACCACCCAGAUAAGCCUCCAAAGUGCUGGGAUUGUAAGCAUACUCACCGUGCCCAACACAUUUCUCCUAAUUUUAGCGCUAGCUCGGUCGCUUGCUUUCUUUCUUUUGAGACAGUGUUUGUGUAAAAGUAUCCCUGGCUGUCCUGGAACUGGCUUUAUAGAUCAGGCUGGCCUCAAACUCACAGAGAUUCUCCUGCCUCUGCCUCCAAAUUACUGGGAUUAAGGCGUACCAGAACUCCCUGCUUCAGGUUUUUGAAAGAGGGAAGCUGGGUCCAGCACCCGCAUGGUGGCUAAUAGCUCUCUGUAAAUCCAGCUCCAGGUAAUUUGACACCCUCUUCUGGCCUCUCUCAUCAUGGCAUUCUUGUGUCUCGAAGACACACAUGCAGGUGUAACACCAGUACACAUAAAGUAACAAAAUAAAUCUUAAAAAUCAAAAUCAGGGGUUGGGGAUUUAGCUCAGUGGUAGGGCGCUUGCCUAGCAAGCACAAGGCCCUGGGUUCGGUCCCCACCUCUGAAAAAAAAGAAAAAAAAAAUCAAAAUCAAAGAAUGUGCGGGGUGUGAUGGUACACACGGUCGGUGUUUUGGGUUAAGCAGGACCAUGAAGAAGGAGGAAAUGUGGGAUGAAUUCAGGCUUCAGCCUCAGGGGGACCAGCCUCUCAAGGACCAAACCCUGAGCCACUUGGCAGAACCUCUUCAAUGUUACACAAAGGACACCUUUAGCGAGUCAGUUUCUGCAUGCCAAAACCUCUUACUGAUCUAGGUACUGUCUGAAGGAACCAUUACCUAAACUAUUCCCAGCCAUAAGAGACUUCCUGGUUUGCCAGGGAGGUCACUGGACUAAGUUGUGCAAAGGCUCUGAGAAUCCUUCAGAAGAGUAACCCCUAACUUUCCAGAUAACAACCUCUGACUGUUUACAAAAGGCUACUUCAAAGCCCAGGAGCCGUCACCCUGGAAAUACAGAGAUGCGGUGGCCCUGCUAACACCCACGGCACACCUUUAAUCUGAGCACUCUGGGGGGCAGAGGCAGGUGGAUCUUUGAGUUUGAGGCCAGACUAGUCUACAGAGGGAGGUCCAGGACCAGCGGCUAAACACAGCAAAGCAAACAAACAACAAAAAAUUCUGUCUCAAAAACAAACAAACAAAAAAACAAACAAACAAAAAAACACAACUAGGGCUGGAGACAUGGCUCAGUGGUUAAGAACACUGACUGCUCUUCCAGAGGUCCUGAGUCCAAUUCCCAGCAACCACAUGGUGGCUCAUGACCAUCUGUAAUGGGAUCUGAUGCCCUCUUCUGGUGUGUCUGAAGACAGUGUACUUACAUAUAAUUAAUAUAAAUAAAUGAAUGCAUACAAAACUAGUUAAUCAUAAUAUAACUAGCAUCAUAGGAUGACUGAAGUGUAGCCCUGAGCCUUUCUCAGGAUGAGCUUCUAAGCACAAAACCCAGGUUGGCAAGAACAGUUAGUCAGAAGCAGAACUACAUAAACUAAAAGUAAAGGUUAUUAUGUUUAGAGACUUUCCCAGAGCUAUGGUCUUCAAUGGAGCAGGCCUUUGUUGUGGUUUUGGCUGGUGGGGUUUUCUGUGUGCUGAGUUUCACAGCCUGAAUAGUACUUACAUCAUGGAGUCAGUUGUGCUGAGGUGUGGGGCCCUGUUACAUUUCCCACUGGUCUUAGUGAGUGAGUCAAAUCAUGGACUCAACUUGUUUUAGUUUAAGAUGCAAGGCCUCACUGCUGAUGCAGUCAGAAUGAGAACUAAAGGUCCGGCCUUUAGUUGACAGCAGGGUGGUUAACCAGGGAACCAAGAGAACAGAGACCAACCAUGGCCAAAAAAAAAAAAAAAAAAAAAAAAAAUUCUUUUAAUUACUCCCAAUCAAUUAGCCUGGAAACAACAGGUUUCUUCUAAAGCCUUAUAUAGAAGUUUGUUGUUGUUUUAUUUUGUGUUUAUCAUGAGAAGUCUAAGCCUUUCCAAUUUUGUUGUACCAUUUUUAUAAGGGAAUUUAACUUGUUUUAAUUCAGAAACUGAAACUUUUAAUAUCUCCAAGUCUUGAUCAGCCUAUGUACUUAGUUUGAAAAACAUUGUAAGGGGUUGGGGAUUUAGCUCAGUGGUAGAGCGCUUGCCUAGCAAGCGCAUGGUCCUGGGUUCGGUCCCCAGCUCCAAAAAAAAGAAAAGAAAAAAAAAAAAAGAAAAACAUUGUAAGAGGCAUAUUUGGUCAAACCAUUAGUACAUGCCCACCCAGCAGUCUCAGAGGCCCAGUAAUACUGUUGCUAUCCAUAUGAAUUAGUCCAUAAGGCACAAUAGCAGACAUCAGAUGUGCGUAGGUUAAAGGUUCAGUAUAUUAGACAAGUUUUAACCUUUAUAAGUCCUCUGACAUUAAUUUAGGCAUGCUUAGAAAUGUAAACUCUGCAUUCCUAUCUUAAAAAAUAACCCUCCACAUCUUUCUCCAGUACAACAAGACAUUUAAAGUGGACAUCAGUGCACAAAGGCCAAGAUGAAUACGAGUUGCUGGUCUGUGUUCACAUUAGCUAAUACUUGCCUAUAUCUCCCUUUCUUAGUUUCUAGGUCCAGGCCUGAGGACCAUAACCCCCAUUCAUACUAAACACAAGUUUCAGAAGGAGGUAGAGGGAGGGGAUGGAAGGAACUAGGGCCCUACAAAACCUUAACCUCAGUCUGGAGACAGUCCAUUUAGGGACAGCAUCCGCAGCUUCUAUGUCUCGACCUGGGUGUGGUGGAUCGGUGCCUUAAUGCCAGCUACCUUCAUUGCCUCCCCAUGGAGUGGAGAGAUCACCUCCAUGAUACUUUGCAGGUUCGUUUCAGUGCCCCUUUGGCUAUUCACUUGACCCAGAUGGUCCAUCCACCACUGGACUCCCCAACCCGGGGAAACUGGUGGUGGACAGAGAUCAGCUGGGUCUCAGAUAGUUCAGUUAACAGCCUGUAUGGAGGACAUAGUGACUUAAGAAAGCAAUGGUUCGAGAGUUCUGCCAACUGCUGGUCUCUGAGCCUGGGAAGCAGUGGGGGAGGUCUUCCAAACAUGACGUCUCCCAAUAUGGGGUACAGUGGGCCCAAAGCAAAGCGAAGCAAAGGAAGGAGAUCUGUCCAUCCUCCUCUGAUCUCUAGUGAGAGUUUUGUUAAGUUUUUAUUCUUUUUUUUUCUUAUCUGUCAUCUGUCCAUCCAUCCAUCCACCUACCUAUCUGCCCAGAACUCUGAGGUCUAAAUGCACAAUGAAGGUUUCAAUCUAUGUCUAAAGCUUUGGAUUUGGUGAGAGAUUUGGGCUAUGAAACCCAGGUCAUUGUCAGACCCUAUUGCAAAGGGGAGGCCAAAUCUGGAAGGGCAUUUUAGCUCCUACUUGAGCAGGUUUCAGUCAGGUGGGGAAGGCUUCUAUCUAGGCAGGAAAGAUAUCCUCCCCCAGCAGGAUGGAUCUUGGCAAAGUCAGUUCUCCCAGAGUCUGCCAAGGUGUUGGUCUCUCAUUUGGACCCCUUCCUUGGUAAGAGCUCUCUGUUUUGGAUUCAUUUGAGCACAAACCUGGCGUCUGUCUGAGACAUCCACCCUAGGCUAUCCAGUCUAGUUAUAUACCCUGGUCUGAGCAGCUCAGAAGUGUUUGUGGAUCCCAGGUGAGUAGCCUGGUGAAGAUUAGUUCCUAACAGUCCUUCUGGUUGUUUCUGAAUGAGCUUUUUCUCUGGUGUCCUCUAUCAGCCUGUGGGUUUGAGCUGUCCAUUUCUUCUUUACUGUGGAGUAUAAGGCAGUACCAGGUCAUUGCAUCAGAAUAUCAACAGACCCCAUUGGUCUGAGGCCUUUGUCAGACACCCAGGUGAGCAGCCUAGCAGUGGAAGGCAGCAAUUUAUAGGAGAAGCCAAACAGGCUAGAGGAAGGCCAGGUGUUUUUGUUCUGUUUUUUAGUAUCCUCCCCUCCUACCUCCCAGUGGUGAGAAGCCCUCUUGUGCUAUUGAUCACGCUGUGGCAUGCCCAGUAUAGUAGAAAAGCACACUAACUGACGAUCCACGUAUAUGGUGGUGGGUUUUUCUUGUUUUCCUAUCUGAGAGCCUGGGUUAGUUCAAUCAGCUCUGCUCUCUGCCUGGCAUGGGCCCACAUCACUUCAGUUAAAGUAACUCCUGCAGCUCUCACGAACCUGGUUUUUAUCUUUCAUCUCCUGAUGGUCAUGGACGAGCACCUGCAUACAGGGUAGCCAAAUCGAUGACUCUGGGUUCCUCAAACCGGACUUGAGGAUGGGCCAGGAGUGGGGCCUGGUACUGGGUCACAGUCAUUAGACAACUAGCAUUCUGGUGCUCCCAGGAGGAGACCCACAAACUGCCCUGGGUGCUGUGAAUAUAACAUUUUAAUCCAGAGUUAACCUGUUUGCUUUCUUUUAUUAAGCAAGUAAUGGCUGCCACAGCUCUGCUUAUUUAAACUUGUAUGUCACGGGGCAUUUUCAUGGCCCCAAAGUUUGAGUUAAAAUCGCUUUUGUCUUUUAUUUCAUCUCAGUCAGGAUUAGGGACUUAGUCCCCACCCCUCUGUGUGCUGGUGUAUAAAGGGCUUGCUAUUUCCACAAACUCUGGUAGCCAGAGUUACCAAUACCCAGCUGCAUCUAGAAACUCUUGAACCUGUCUCUCAGUCUUUGGAGUUAGGAUCCAAAGGAUGGUUGCAAUCCUACUGUGAGACCAGCUCCUUUUGCCUCCCCUCAGCUGGUAGCCAAGAUAAACAACCUCUGAAGUAUAAAGUUGGACAUUCUGUAGCCCAAGAUAUGUGACUCUGGUGCAGUCCCUCGGUGGCCCUUUCAUAUUCUAUUUUUCUGGGAAACCCGUGGAUGUAGUAUCUUUAAGUUCUGGGGCAACCUGGUCCAGGAAUAUUGCCUGUUGUAACCUCCCACUGGGCCUGUCUAUUGGAAAGAAAAAUGGGUUGAGUCACCUCUGCCAGUGGGAGACUGAAGAAACACAGGUUUCUGGUCAAAGAGUAUACAGCUGUUUCUUUGGAGGAGUCAGACUCAAAGAGAAUCAAAGGUCCCAGGUUUCAUCACAGGCAGGAGAGAAGUGUGCCAGGGUGACACAUCAGAGAGAGGCUGUGACAGGACCCCAGGGUGCGAUAUGAACUGCACCUUCCCCUUUUGUUUCUAAGGUCAUUGGGUAUUGUUUUAUCAUGAAGGACGGAGCUGGACCAGUUGAACAAUUAAUUAUAAGAGCUUGGGGUUGGACCAGUCUUGUCCAUACCCCUGGGAGUCUUUGUUGCCAGCCUGAGAGAUUUUCCAACUGUACCUUUUGUUUGGAGGCAGAACUUUCAGCAAGGAGCCAUCCUUCUGACAGAUGACAAUGGCAGCAGCCAGGGCUAGCCUUGGCCGGAUCUUUCCAGAGUCCUCCAUCCUGUUCCUAUGUGACAUGCAGGAGAAACUUCGAGACAGAGUCCUCUACUUCCCUCAGAUCGUAUCAAUGGCCGCUCGGAUGCUUAAGGUGGCCCGGAUAUUAGAUGUCCCCGUCUUGCUGACAGAGCAUUACCCACAAGGCCUGGGCCCCACAGUUCCUGAGCUGGGCGCUCAGGGCGUGAGAACCAUGAGUAAAACGUCCUUCAGCAUGGUGCCCCCACUUCAACAGGAACUGGACAAACUGCCCCAGCUGAAGUCUGUGCUACUUUGUGGCAUUGAGACCCAAGUUUGCAUCUUGAACACAGCUCUAGACCUCCUGGACCGAGGGCUACAGGUCCAUGUAGCAGUGGAUGCCUGCUCUUCUCAAAGUGAGAUGAACCGGCUGGUGGCACUGGCCCGAAUGCAGCACAGUGGUGUCUUCCUGUCCACUAGCGAAGCGCUGACUCUCCAACUUAUAAAGGAUGCUGCCCACCCACAGUUCAAGGAGAUUCAGAAGAUCCUCAAGGAGCCAGUCCCAGAAAUCGGACUGUUAGGUUUCUUCCAAGGCAUGAACAACCCCCUGUUGCCCAACUCCAGGCCCUGACUUGAAGGAAGCACCCACCCUCCUUGUCACCCAGACGUUGAUGGAUGACUUUUCCUUCAUCCCUGGAUCCCAAGAGUGGUGCAGUCCUCCAGGAGAACCGCCCCCGUGGGAGAGGAGGCGUGGUUAUGUCUUCCGAUUGGGCAGCUGGCCCCGGAAAUGCAAAUGAAACUCCUUGAAGCUGGGUGGGAAUUGGUUUAGAGAAAGGUGGAGGUGGGGCUGGGCCCCGGGCCACUUCACGAAGCGGGAAAAGGAGGGGGAACGAAUGUCACAACUGGGACCCAGUCUCGAAGAAUAAACAUUGAUGUGACUGA
Molecule: messenger RNA, 8575 nt
Organism: Rattus norvegicus (Norway rat)
Lineage: Eukaryota; Metazoa; Chordata; Mammalia; Rodentia; Muridae
Source: RefSeq, a predicted model, not a curated record